Messenger RNA from Tuber aestivum (summer truffle), 4576 nucleotides. NCBI's taxonomy places the organism in Eukaryota, Fungi, Ascomycota, Pezizomycetes, Pezizales, Tuberaceae. The record is from the annotation of a GenBank genome assembly.
AUCCCCCCGUUCCGCCCAGACAUAUUUGUUCCACCCGUGCCAAUCUUCCUGCUUCCCUUUCCCCUACAUCUCCGCAUCUCUACCCUCCCUACCUUUCCUCCCUGCUCCCUCUUCCGCACCCCUCCCUCUCUCCCGACACACACCACACGCCCCUCCUCUCUUCUUCCCGGCCCUCCUCCGCAUCUCAGAGUACAUAUUCUGCAUGCUCCUCCCCAUUCCCGCCGCCCUCGGUCACCACGAAGUCUCGGCGUACUAUUUGGGCGGUCUCCUCCGUGUGUCUAUUUGCAAAUCUUGAUUCCUUCGCAUCCCUUCCCGUGCCCCUUGAUUUGCUGCAUGGCACGUCGACUUCCACCGGACUACAGACCAUCUAUAAUACCACUUCUUCGCCUGCCUUCAUACAUAUCUUCCGUCCUUGCUUCCUCGAAAGUUUCAACUUGACCAACCUUCCAUACGGUGCCCAGCCUUAAUAGAUAAAUCGUUUGACUUCCAGCACUACCGGUACCGUUCGACUCGUUACGUCGGUCUGUCCUCCAUACUCUUGCAUCCUUCGACCUUAUCUUUCUAAAGUCACCCCUCACAUGGCAUUUAUGAAUACCUCAACCCAUUCAGAUUCUUGCCCCUCUACCUGCUCAAGCUCCAUAGCUUCCCUCUCUUCACUGCCAAUGACGCCAGAAACCUAUCCAGAAACCUAUCCGGAACCCAAUGUUGGAGUUAUACCCCCUCUCGAUUCGGAACUUUCACCUCCUCUCUUUAGCCUCGAGCAUGCUGACCUCGACCCGAAGCCGAGAUUCAUCAUUGGACCUGGAGAGUUUGAAGAGCAUCAUCAUGGGUGCCACACUGUGCCUGAAGAGGAGGAGGGUGACGAGACGGCCAGCGAAAUGCAUGAACCACUUACUCCCACCAGUGAUAGCCAUUCUGGUGUUUUCAUCGGUUCUAGCACCGAGGGAUUCCAUGUCAUCCCUAGUCCUCCAGCAAUUGUGAAUACACCAGCUACACCACCAGUAGUGGCUAAGCCGGCACCGUCUGUGGAGCCUGCCGCUACGCCUCGAGGCAAACUUAUGCGGCACGCCUCUGCUAAGUUUCAUGAAAUUAUGCGCAGGGUACAGUCGUCUGGCAGUGGGGUGCCGGUGGAUCAAUCUGUAGGACCAUACACACCCCAACCAACCAAAUCGAAAAGUUUUUUCUCGGUCCACAACACACCUGUGCAGUCUCAGGUCGGUACACCUGCCGUUUCUGUAUCACCAAUGUCGACAUGCGAGCCCUCGAUGCCCCAACCCGCGAGCACCUUUAAUGAGAAGGCUCCGGGCACAACCAAGCGGCCUGGUCUUUUUCCAAGACGUUUGCGCUCAAACAGUGUGAAUGGAAUCAAGAAUAUUACGGGAAAUGCAAUCACACAUCCAGCAACAUCAGGGGCUGGGUCAAAGUCGCGUAAAAUGAGUAAUGUGGUGCCGGUGAUGGAUGUUCCGGUUAUCCCACUGUCAUCAAAAUACGCCAAUCACAGUCAUGUUCCGGGAAAGAGCAAGAUUUGUGGUGAGGGAGUGUCUGCUAUUGUCAAGGUGAUGCAUAGGGUGUCGGGGCCGAACACUCAAUUGUACGCUGUUAAGGAGUUUAGAAAGAGGGGAAGGGAUGAAUCCAAGGAGGAAUACAUCGAAAAGGUCAACUCGGAAUAUUGCAUCUCGAAGAGCUUGAAUCACCCAAACAUUGUUUCGACAGCUGAUCUCUGCAUCAGUAGUGGUGAUCGCUGGUGCCAUGUUAUGGAAUAUUGCACUGGUGGUGAUCUUUUCACUUUGAUAUCGAAAGCCUUUAUGAAGGAGGCUGAAAAAUUGUGCUGCUUCAAGCAGUUGCUGAGGGGUGUUGCCUAUCUGCAUGAUCACGGGAUCGCUCAUCGGGAUAUCAAGCCCGAGAAUCUUUUGAUAACCAGCGAUGGCCAUCUUAAGAUAACCGAUUUCGGAGUUUCUGAGGUUUUCUCGGGCAAACAUCCAGGCUCGGCGGGCAUCAAGUGUGGAACCGAUAUGGCUGGUAUAAGGUUGAGCAAACCGGGUAUUGUGGGCAGUGCUCCGUACAUCUCACCAGAGGUUCAAAACAAGGAUGGUUAGUGUACAUUAAUCCCCUGGAUCGGUUUAUUCCUAACAGCCUACAGGUCCUUACGAUUCCCGGAAGCUGGAUGUUUGGUCCUGUGCGAUGGUCUUUUUCGUUCUCUCGUUUGGCGGCCCCUUGUGGAAUAAAGCCAACACUGCCGAUAGCACUCAAUACGUUAAAUAUGUCGAGUGCUUCAAUAAGUGGUUGACGAGGAAUCCUAGCGGCGAAAUGAAAAAGGACGGGGACUAUCCGAAAUUCCUCCCCUUUUGCCAGUUCAGACCUGCCACCAAGCGAUUGCUCUGCCAAAUGAUGCACUUGGAUCCCUCAAAACGAAUUACCUCUCAGGAGGCCCUUGCUGAUCGAUGGGUGCAAAGUAUCGAAUGUUGCAACGUGGACGACCACACCGAUCCGAAUGUCAAGCAGGUCGAUGCUGGCUCCAAGUCUGCUUGCAAGCAGGCCGGGAGGGUCGGCGUUCAUCGCCUACACGUUCAUCUACCAAUUCAGACCGGGACAACAUUCGGUCGCGAAUAUUAAACGCUAAAAAGCGGUUCAAAAACAACAGACGGAGUGGUUUCCUAGUCGAGGUAAUCAAUGUCUGUGAUUGUAAUUUUCUAGUCUUUCUUUUCUUGUGGCUUGCUUCUUUUUUCUUUAGGGCUUGUUUCAUUAGAGCGCGGGGUGGGUUUGUCUUUUGCCUCUAGUGCUCCUUUCUGUGAUUGCUACGUGCCGUCACUUUCUGUGUUCAAAAUUGUCCGGGAUUGGGCAAGCAGAAUCUAUUUUUUAGGCGGUUUGAUAUGACUUGUUAACUCACUUACCUAUUAUUCCGAACUUUUUACCUUUUAUCUUUUACGGCGCUUAUCGUUUGGUCUGUUUCAUACUGUCAAUUGCUUCAUCAACUUUCUUUCCUUUGGUGUUGAAUUUUUCUUUUUUUUUACCGGUCCUCAAGGUCGGCCAUGGCUAUUUUCCAUAUUUCCCUAUUCUUUUUUCCUUCCCCUCCCUCUGUUUCCACUUCCACGACCGUGCAUACAGUAUCUCUUGCACAGUAGCGACUUUCUAAAACUGUUCGCUGUCUAUAUUUCUUCAUUGCAUGUAUAGAUCAUUAUUAUCAUCAUUCAAUCUUAAUAAUUUUCGCAAUGAAGUUAUUCUGCCAUCAGGAUCCCGCAUAACACGAGCGACUUACGGUAGCCCGACCAACUGCAGUCUCCUCUCAAGUCUAACUGUUCAAGACCUUUGGGAAUCCCGUUCUUCCCCCUCUGUUUCCCCCACUUUCUUCUUUUCUCCGGUUACCAGUAAGCGGGGAGGCGGACAGGCAAGCAAAUGCUCUCGUAUUGCACCAUCAGGAACCCAUCUCACCACCGCACUGUGCUCGCAUCGUACAAAUGACCCACCGACCCAUCCGUCUACCUAUCGAUGCAGUGCUGCACGAGUGCUAGUACCGGUACUGUACUCGUACAGUGCAUACCUGCCGUACCUCCAAAGGUCCCUCCACCUCCUCCGCAUGCCGACGCGAACCGUCCAUCCACCUGCAAUUUACUGUACGAGUACAAGCACAGAAACACAAAAGACACCAAUCCAACCCGGCACUUGCGCAAAGCGGUCCGAUGUUAUUAUGUCGUGAAAUCCCUUUUGUUUUUACCCUCCUCUCCAAUUUCAAUUUCAAUUUCAGUUAUCUUUUCGGUAAAAGGAGAAAAAGAAAAGAAAAGCGCGGUUGUGUUGAUUGGAGGCAAGAGAAUACAAGCAUUUCUCGAACAACAAGGAGUGCUUCUACGGUACGGCGCUGUGUCAUGUCGUGCCCACACACAAAAGCUGGCUAACAGCGUCCCAGACACCUCAUAUCAUGCUCGCUAUUUAGAAUGCACCAUGGCACUUUAAUUAAAGAUCUACGGGUGCGGAUCGAAUCAUGUUUGCGAGUAUCGUGUCGUAGGUCAAGCUGGCCCGGACCGGACCGGUUCGUGAUUUGACCCUUUAUUCCUCAUUUUUUUUUUUCAUGCGCGCACCACCGUGAUAAUAAUAUUAUUAUGAUACCUACCUUACUAGAUGUUGUGUUUUGGGGAUUUGUGCUGAUUUGCUUGCUUUCUCUCAUUUUCCUGUUUCCCUCCUCCCCUUUCUUUUUCUUUUUCUUUUCCCCCCUUUUCUUUUUUGAUAUAGCGUCAUAGGGGAAUUUUAUCAUACGCAAAGGAAGGAAGGAAGGGAGGGAGGAAGGAGGAAAGGAGGGGGGGACUUUAUUUUUUAUUGCCUUCUUGCACUUUACCGUACCGGAUUUCGGGAGGGGAUUUGGAUGGAGAGUGAAUAUCCGGGCCCGGUCGUUUGGGUCCAUUUGGUUGACUUAUGAGGAGAGAGAAAGAAAAGAAAGGGAAGAAAGAAAAGUGUGGAGAACAUCUUGAGGAUGAUGAUGCAAUUCUCUGUAUGCCUACCGGUGAAUUAUGUUCCGUCCGGGGUCGGUAGGACCCGUGAGAGGAGGAGGAGGAGGGAUAUAUUUUAUUAUUGCAAGCUCACUCGC